Terrapene triunguis (Three-toed box turtle) is the source of this 11916-nucleotide messenger RNA. Its product is annotated as dynein heavy chain 6, axonemal. Gene Ontology annotation, biological process: microtubule-based movement. Gene Ontology annotation, cellular component: dynein complex. Gene Ontology annotation, molecular function: dynein intermediate chain binding; ATP hydrolysis activity; ATP binding. Lineage: Eukaryota; Metazoa; Chordata; Testudines; Emydidae. The transcript is spliced from 74 exons. Bases 16 to 11916 code for a protein of 3966 amino acids. The record is from RefSeq and is a predicted model, not a curated record.
AAAUGGUCUGCUUCCAUGGAACCGAUGGCAUCCUAUGCUCCUUUAGCUGAGCUUCCAGAGCAUCAAAGCCCCAGUAAGGUACUAACUCCUACUCCUCCCAAACAGCUCCGUACUGCUCUAAAGCCAAGUGCCUGUAAACCUUCCACCUCUCCACCUUCUUAUGUUUUUAAUGAAACAGAAGAUGUAAUUAAAGCUAACAUUACAGAUCCUCUGAAAAUCAUUAAAAUAAUAUGUGAAAACAAAAAUCUUGGAUUCCUGUACAUGACUCCAGCAGUUCCUAAGUCAUCCAUUAAAUACGAUACUUUUAAUUUGAAAAUUGUAAACUAUGACUGCAUCAACAAAAAUGACUACUACACCAUUAGCCAGAAAGCAGUUAUCCACACAUGUGAUGGAGAAGUUGAAUUCAUGCAGCUAGAUCGCUGGGAGCAGGAAUAUCUGUAUCACAAAACAUUUACUAAGAUUCCCAUAUUUGCUAUCUUUUGCAAACUGAAGUCAUUUACAGAGUGGAGGAAAAAUGUCCGUGCCAAGAAAAUCAGUGCGUGCCGUAAAGCUUUGCAGGAGAACUUGUUCAUCGUUAAUGCUUCCUUGCGGCCUGCAGUGCUUAAUGUUCAAGAAAUGUGUUACCGAAUCAGUGACAUGGGGCUUUGUCGUAUUGAGAAAGGUUACACGUACACCCUGGAGGAAUUUAGAAGCACUCAGUUCAAACAACUGGAUGAGGUGGCAAGCCGUCUAGCAGAGUUCAGGGAGCUAGCGAAAGAAGUUGUUAGAAGUGCUUGUCGAACUGCCCUGCUUGAAUCUGGAUUCACUCCUGAUGAUUAUUUUUAUGGAUCAGGCAAACAGGUAACUAUGGUAACUGGAUUAGCUGCUUCAAGUCUCCUUGUUAUUCCUCAUUAUGAAAGAGAACUUUAUGGAGAAACAGCUGAGAAAAUGACCUACACAGAACAGGCCAACAAAAGGUCUCAUUGUAGAAGGUUAACAUGCUUUAUCCGUCUUGCUGACUACCUAAUAGUGAACACUAUGCAUGUCCUGGCAGUAAAAUCAGUCACUACUCUUUUGAACUACCUUUCUGAUAAGUUGAAAAGGACACCUGCUGCAGAUGUCAUACAGAAGUGGAAUACAGAGGAAAAAAUUGAAGUCUCUGAAAAAAAGGCUGUGUCAGGGACUGCAGGGCAGGAUGAAGAAGAAUCAUUUCUGCCCAUGUUUCUUACAGAGUUAAUUUUGGAGAUCCAUGCAUUGUUGUUUGCACCAUCUUUGGAUGACUUCCAGGAAGGUAUUGCAGAUAUUAUUAAUCAGUUUCAGGCAACUGUGUUGUCUGUUGCUAAUCUUGUACCUGAUCAAUACUUUGAUGCCUUUACUCGUCCUAUUAUUAAUAACAAAACUGAAGAAAAGACUUGUGGUGAAGGACCAAGUUUAUCAACCAUGUUUAAAGAUGAUAAGCAUUUGCAAGCUAUCAUCCAGCAAAUAAAGGAAACUGUGUAUUCAGCAUUUGAAGCAGCCAACUUAUAUGCAGACACUUUUGAACAGUUUCGGUUAUUUUUCAAAGAAAAUGAAGGUCUUGAUUUGGAAGCUCUGAAGCAGCAGGAACAUGGUGUCGAUUUCUUUGCGGAACAACUGGAGAAAUAUCACAGAGAACACAAAGAUGCUUUGGCUAUAAAGCAGAAAAGAAAUUUAGGCUUGUUGCUUAUAGAUGCUAGAAAACUGAAAGAAAAAUUAAUACCAUCACCAAAGCGCUGCUUGGAGGUCAUUAAUGAUAUGCUUCCAGUUAUUGGGAAGAAAAAAGUGACUGACAUUAUAGCUGAGGCACAAGAUGCCAAAUUUAAACUUGAGUUUCUCCCAUCCACAACUACAGAAUACGUGAAUAGCCUGAUAUUCCUUGAUGAAAUUCAGGAACGAAUUGAAAGCCUUGAAGAAGAAGGAAAUGUGGUAACUCAGAUGUAUCAGCUUAUUGAACAGUACCAAGUACCGACACCUCCUGAAGAUUUUGCUCUUUUUGCAACUCUGAAACCAUCCAUUGUUGCGGUUCGCAAUGCAAUUGACAAAUCAGUGGGUGAAAGAGAUUCCAGCAUUACCAAAUUUUGUCAACAUUUAGACCAAGAUGUUGUAGAGCUAAAUGAGGAAGUGAAAGAAGUGAAACAGCAAGCCCAGGACCCACAGAUUUUGGAUAUUGCAGCUGACCAAGCCAAAGUAAAACAAACUCUAACAGACUUGCAAACCAUUCUAGAUGAGCUACAGAAACGGGCAUUCCAGUAUAAAUCCUACCAGAAGAAUUUUAAGGUGGAAAUUUCAAAAUUUGAUGCUUUGGAGGAAGUUAGUGCAGAACUGAAACUCAAACAGCUGCUUUGGGAUUCUUGUUCUGAAUGGGAAAUACUCCAAACAGAAUGGAUGGAGUGUAAAUUUGAUAGCUUGGAUCCAGAAUACCUGAAUUCUCAGGUUUCCAAGUACGCCAAAUUUGUGAAUCAAUUGGAAAAGGGUUUGCCACCCAAUAAUAUAGUGCCCCGGCUCAAGGGGAAUGUGGAGAAGAUGAGAGAAAAGCUUCCAGUUAUCACAGACCUAAGAAACCCCUUUUUGAAACCCAGGCACUGGGCAGUUUUGGAGCAAAUAGUUAAUGCACCACUGGUGGAUGUGGAAUACCCAUUAUCUUUGGCUCGACUGGUUGAGCUCAGUGCUUUUGAAUUUUCUCAAGAAAUUCAGGAUGUUUCUGGACAAGCUUCUGGAGAAGCUUCCUUAGAGACCAUUCUCAAAAAGGUGGAGGAUUCUUGGAAAACAACUGAAUUCAUUGUUCUUCCUCAUCGUGAUUCUAAAGAUGUUUUUAUCCUUGGUGGUACAGACGACAUUCAGGUUCUUCUUGAUGACAGCACUAUUAAUGUAGCAACUAUAGCCUCCUCACGAUAUGUGGGCCCUCUGAAAGCACGUGUUGAUGAAUGGCAAAAGCAGCUCUCCUUAUUUAGUCAAACAUUGGAAGAGUGGUUGACAUGUCAGAGAAACUGGCUUUACUUAGAAAGUAUUUUUAGUGCUCCUGAUAUACAGAGGCAGCUACCUGGAGAGGCAAAGAUGUUCUUACAGGUGGAUAAGUCCUGGAAGGAAAUAAUGAGAAAAGUUAAUCGUCUGCCAAAUGCUCUUCGUGCUGCUACUCAGCCUGGCCUCUUAGAGACUUUUCAGAAUAACAAUGGGCUACUUGAUCAAAUUCAAAAAUGCCUAGAGGCUUAUUUGGAGUCCAAGCGAGUUAUCUUUCCCAGGUUUUACUUUUUAUCAAACGAUGAACUCCUGGAAAUCUUGGCCCAGACUCGCAAUCCUCAAGCAGUUCAGCCUCAUUUAAGAAAAUGCUUUGAUUCAAUUUCUAAACUAGAGUUUGCCAUGAUGGCUCCAUCUGAAGGAGAAGAAAAGGUUUUUACUAAUGAUAUUUUAGCAAUGUUGUCACCCGAGGGAGAGAGGGUUGGCUUAGGGAAAGGACUUAAGGCCAGAGGAAAUGUAGAAGACUGGCUUAGUAAAGUAGAAGAAGCCAUGUUCUCUUCUCUUAGACGCCUGACUAAAGCUGCUAUUGCUGAUUAUCAAACCAGAGUGAGAAUGGAAUGGGUUGUUGCUGGACACCCAUCUCAGGUUGUCCUGACUGUUUCCCAGCUCAUGUGGUGCCGUGAUCUGACUCAGUGCUUAGAAGGAGAAGAUCAUGAUCACUUACAAGCUUUAAGUGACUUUGAAAAAAUAAAUGUUGAUAGGUUAAAUGCACUGGCUGGAUUAGUCCGUGGUAUUCUUCCAAAAUUACACAGAAAUAUUAUAACAGCGUUGAUAACUAUUGAUGUACAUGCAAGAGAUAUCGUCAGUGAACUUGUGGCAGAAAAGGUGGACACUGUUGACAAUUUUGAAUGGCAAAGACAACUACGUUAUUACUGGGAUCUUGAUCUGGAUAACUGUGUUGCUAGGAUGGCUUUAUCCCAGUAUACUUAUGGCUAUGAAUACCUAGGAGCAUGUCCAAGAUUGGUGAUAACCCCACUGACUGAUCGCUGCUACCUUUGCCUUAUGGGAGCUUUGCAGCUUGACCUAGGUGGAGCUCCUGCUGGACCUGCUGGAACUGGUAAAACAGAGACUACUAAAGACCUUGCCAAAGCACUUGCCAUCCAGUGUGUUGUGUUUAACUGCUCUGAUGGUUUGGAUUACAAGAUGAUGGGACGAUUCUUCAGUGGUUUGGCCCAGUCUGGAGCAUGGUGCUGCUUUGAUGAAUUUAACCGAAUUGAUAUUGAAGUUCUGUCUGUGAUUGCUCAGCAGCUGAUUACUAUUAGGAAUGCUAAAGCUGCAAAGCUCUCUCGAUUUAUGUUUGAGGGACGUGAAAUAAAGUUGGUUAUGACCUGUGUGGCAUUCAUCACAAUGAAUCCUGGCUAUGCUGGACGAACAGAGCUACCUGACAAUCUAAAAGCUCUCUUCAGACCCUUUGCAAUGAUGGUUCCAAAUUAUGCCUUGAUUGCUGAGGUGAUUCUGUAUUCUGAAGGAUUUGAAUCUAGUAAAAUUCUUGCAAGGAAGAUGACUCAAAUGUACAAACUUUGUAGCGAGCAGCUUUCUCAACAAGAUCAUUAUGACUUUGGAAUGAGAGCAGUCAAAUCUGUAUUAGUCAUGGCUGGGUCACUAAAAAGAGAGAACCCAGAUCUGAAUGAGGAAGUGGUAUUAAUAAGGGCUUUACGAGAUUCUAACCUACCGAAAUUUCUUGCAGAUGAUGCUCUUCUGUUCAGUGGGAUUAUUUCUGAUCUUUUCCCAGGAGUCAUAAUCCCAGAACAUGACUAUGGGAUACUACAAUCAACAAUUAUAGAUGUCAUGCUUUCAAAAGGAUUGCAGCCUGAAGCAAGCAUGGUUCAUAAAGUCAUACAGCUCUAUGAAACCAUGUUAGUAAGGCAUGGUGUUAUGCUUGUUGGGCCAACAGGAGGUGGAAAAACUACAGUUUACCAAAUUCUGGCACAGACUUUAGGAGUUUUACAUGAGGCUGGUGAGGAAAAUCCUUUUUACCAGCCUGUCAAAACCUAUAUUCUGAACCCCAAAUCAAUUACAAUGGGUGAAUUGUAUGGUGAAGUUAAUAAUUUAACUCUCGAGUGGAAAGAUGGCUUGAUGGGUCUUAGUGUUCGAGCAGCUGUUAAUGACACCACUGAAGAUCACAAGUGGAUCAUCAGUGACGGGCCAGUGGAUGCACUGUGGAUUGAAAACUUGAACACUGUUUUGGAUGAUAACAAGAUGCUUUGCUUGGCAAACAGUGAAAGAAUCAAACUCACACCCUCCAUCCAUAUGGUGUUUGAGGUACAAGAUCUGAAGGUUGCCUCACCUGCAACAGUUAGCCGAUGUGGAAUGGUAUACAUUGACCCCGAUGAACUGAAGUGGGUCCCAUAUGUACAGACUUGGAUGGCAGGUCUUCCAAAUAAAUUAAGUGAGGAAGCAAAACAGCAUUUGUUUGAUCUGUUUUGUCGCUAUGUUGAUGAUGGUCUAAAGUUUGUCAAUAAAAAGUGCUCACAAGCUAUUCCACAAGUGGACAUCAGUAAAGUUACUACGCUUUGUUGUUUACUGGAGUCUUUGCUGUUUGGAAAAGGAGGCCCUGAUCUUAAAAUGGACCAAUCAAAAUUAAACACCAUAGUCUGCCAGACUUUUGUUUUCUGCUAUUUAUGGUCACUGGGUGGAAAUUUAACGGAAAACUACUGGGAUAUUUUUGAUACGUUUGUGAGACAACAGUUCGAGGACAAUCCUGAAGCCAAGCUUCCAACCUCUGGAGAUCUGUGGAGUGUUUACAUGGAUUUUGAUAUUAGGCGACUGGAUCUCUGGGAGAGGAUUAUACCUACAUUCAAGUACAGCAGAGAAGUGCCAUUUUUUGAAAUGCUUGUUCCAACUACGGACACUGUGCGUUAUGGCUACCUGAUGGAAAAAUUGUUAGCCGUCAGACAUUCUGUAUUGCUCACAGGAAUUACUGGGGUCGGCAAGUCUGUAGUUGCAAGGGGAUUGCUAAACCGAAUACAAGAAGAAGCAGGCUAUGUUCCUGUUUACCUAAACUUCUCGGCUCAGACGUCAUCUGCUAGAACACAAGAGAUUAUCGAGUCCAAAUUAGAAAAGAAAAGAAAAAAUAUUUUAGGCGCACCAGGAAACAAAAGAGUUGUUAUUUUUGUGGAUGAUCUAAACAUGCCUAAAUUGGAUCGGUAUGGUUCUCAGCCUCCGAUUGAGCUACUUCGGCAGUACCAAGAUUUUGGAGGAUUCUAUGACAGAGAGAAACUAUUUUGGAAAGAAAUACAGGAUGUAACGAUUGCAUCAGCUUGUGCACCCCCAGGCGGUGGUCGCAAUCCAGUAACUCCGCGUUUCAUAAGACACUUUGCCAUGCUGUGCCUUCCAACACCCUCGGAGCACAGCCUUAAACAAAUUUUUCAGGCAAUCUUAAAGGGCUUUUUGGCUGAAUUCUCUCCAGCAGUAAAGCAGACUGCAACGAGCAUAGUGGAUGCUGCUGUUGAAAUAUAUCAAAGAAUGAGCAUUGAUCUUCUCCCAACGCCUGCAAAAUCCCAUUAUGUAUUUAAUUUACGUGAUUUGUCAAAGUGUGUGCAAGGCAUUCUCCAAUGUGAUCCUGGAGCAGUCAGAGACCAAACGCAGAUCUUCAGACUCUUUUGCCAUGAGUGUCAGAGAGUCUUCCAUGACCGCCUCAUCAACAGUGAAGAUAAACAGUAUUUUCAUUCUAUGUUAUCUGAAAUGGCCAGCAAACAUUUUGCAGUCCCAGUUGACCCAGAUUACUUUGUAAGAAAACCAAUCAUCUUUGGAGACUUCCUUAAAAUGGGCGCAGAUAAAGCUGAUCGAAUAUAUGAGGAUCUGACUGAUACAGAGAAGAUUAUAUCAGUUUUACAAGACUACCUGGAUGACUACAAUAUAACAAACUCUAAGGAGACAAAGCUGGUGUUCUUCCAGGAUGCCAUCGAGCAUGUUUCAAGAAUUGCUCGGAUGAUCCGUCAGGAAAGAGGAAAUGCCCUGCUUGUUGGAGUAGGAGGUACUGGCAAACAGUCUCUCACUCGACUUGCCUCUCAUAUAUGUGGGUACAAAUGCUUUCAGAUAGAACUUAGCCGUGGUUAUAAUUACGACAGUUUUCAUGACGAUCUGAGGAAGCUGUAUAAGAUGGCAGGAGUAGAAGACAAAGAUAUGGUUUUCCUCUUCACAGACACACAGAUUGUUGUAGAGGAGUUCUUGGAAGACAUAAACAAUAUUCUCAAUUCUGGGGAAGUACCUAAUUUAUUUGAAAAAGAUGAAUUGGAACAGGUUCUGGCACCUACGAGACCCAAAGCUAAAGAGGCAGGAAUACCAGAGGGGAGCAGAGAUGAGGUAUUUCAAUACUUCAUUAACCGAGUUCGUCAGAAGCUGCAUAUCGUUCUCUGUAUGAGUCCUGUAGGUGAAGCUUUCCGAUCGCGAUGUCGGAUGUUUCCAUCCCUUGUGAAUUGCUGUACUAUUGAUUGGUUUGUGCAGUGGCCCAGAGAAGCACUUCUUUCUGUAUCAAGGACAUUUUUCCUGAAUGUUGAUCUUGGAAGUGACGAGUUGAAAGAGAAAGUUUCAGUCAUGUGUGUAGAUAUUCAUAUGAGUGUCACUGAAAUGGCAGAUCGAUAUUAUGCUGAGCUGCGGCGACGAUAUUACACAACACCCACUUCGUAUUUAGAAUUAAUCAAUCUCUACUUGACCAUGCUGGGGGAAAAAAGGAAGCAGUUGGUUUCAGCUCGGGAUCGAGUGAAGAAUGGCUUAUCCAAACUAUUAGAGACGAACGUGCUUGUAGAUAAAAUGAAAUUAGAUCUCUCAGCUUUGGAGCCAGUCCUUGUAGAGAAAUCAGUGGAUGUUGAGGCUUUGAUGGAAAAAUUAGCAGUGGAUCAAGAAAAUGCUGAUCAGGUUCGCCGGGUUGUUCAAGAAGAUGAAGCUAUUGCAAAAGUGAAAGCGGAAGAGACUCAGGCAAUUGCUGAUGAUGCUCAACGGGAUCUGGAUGAAGCUCUCCCAGCUUUAGAGGCUGCAAACAAAGCUCUUGACUCUUUGGAUAAAGCAGAUAUAUCGGAAAUUAGAGUUUUUACCAAGCCUCCGGAUCUUGUCAUGACUGUAAUGGAAGCUAUCUCCAUUCUUUUAAAUGCAAAGCCUGACUGGGCAGCAGCAAAACAGCUCCUUGGAGAUUCCAAUUUCCUCAAAAAACUUUUAGAAUAUGAUAAAGAAAAUAUAAAGCCUCAAAUAUUGUUAAAGCUUCAGAAAUAUAUAAAUAACCCAGAUUUUGUGCCUGAAAAAGUAGAGAAGGUGUCCAGGGCCUGUAGGUCAAUGUGCAUGUGGGUGAGAGCCAUGGAUUUAUACUCUAGAGUCGUCAAAGAAGUUGAGCCAAAGAGGCAAAAGUUAAAUGCUGCACAGGCUGAGCUCGAUGCUACUAUGGCUACCCUUCGCGACAAACAAAAGAAAUUAAAGCAGGUGGAGGAUCAGAUCCAGGCAUUACAAGACCAGUAUGAAAGAAGCCUGGAAGAAAAAGAGAGCCUUGCAAGGACCAUGGCACUUACCCAAGCUCGCCUCACUAGAGCUGGAAAGCUUACAGCUGCAUUAGGAGAUGAACAAGUUCGGUGGGAAGAGAGCAUCAGGAAUUUUGAAGAUGAGAUUUCAAACAUCAUAGGGAAUGUGUUCAUAGCAGCUGCUUGUGUUGCCUAUUAUGGGGCUUUUACAGCACUUUAUAGGCAACUGCUGAUAGAUUGCUGGAUCAAGAAAUGUCAAAAUCUAGAGAUUCCUAUCAGUCCAGACUUCAGUCUUAUAAACAUUUUGGGAGAUCCCUAUGAAAUUCGCCAGUGGAACACAGAUGGGUUACCACGUGACUAUGUGUCUACCGAGAAUGGGAUUCUUGUGACUCGAGGGCGACGCUGGCCACUGAUGAUUGACCCCCAGGAUCAGGCAAAUCGGUGGAUAAGAAACAAAGAAAUGAAAUCUGGUUUAAAGAUAAUUAAGCUUACAGAUGCUGGUUUCCUGCGUACUCUUGAGAAUGCUAUUAGAUUGGGUUUACCUGUUCUUCUAGAAGAGCUGAAGGAAAUCUUGGACCCUGCACUGGAGCCUGUUCUUUUGAAGCAGACCUUUGUUUCUGGUGGAAGAAUGCUUAUUCGCCUUGGAGAUUCUGACAUUGAUUAUGACAGAAACUUUAGGUUCUACAUGACAACUAAACUACCAAAUCCACACUACCUUCCAGAGGUGUGUAUUAAAGUUACUAUAAUCAAUUUCACUGUAACCAGAUCUGGCCUGGAGGAUCAGCUGCUAAGUGAUGUUGUGCGACUGGAGAAACCUGAGCUUGAGGAACAAAGAACCCAGCUCAUUGUGAGAAUCAAUGCUGAUAAAAAUCAGUUGAAAGCUAUUGAAGACAAAAUUCUAAAAAUGUUGUUUACUUCUGAGGGAAACAUCCUAGACAAAGAAGAACUCAUCAACACACUCCAGGAAUCAAAGGUUACAUCUGGUGCCAUUAAAACAAGGCUAAAAGAAGCAGAAUCUACUGAAGAGAAGAUAAACACUGCUCGUGAAAAAUACCGCCCUGUUGCUACUCGAGGGUCUGUCAUGUACUUUGUAAUUGCAAGUCUGUCAGAGAUUGAUCCCAUGUAUCAGUUUUCCUUAAAAUAUUUUAAGCAGUUAUUUAAUACAACUAUUGAGACUUCUGAAAAGAAUAAUAAUUUGCAGCAGCGCCUGGCAAUACUGCUUAGCCAGACUCUCUAUGCAACUUAUACCAAUGUUUCCCGCGGCCUUUUUGAACAACACAAACUCAUCUACAGCUUUAUGCUGUGCAUUGAGAUCAUGCGGCAGAGAGAAGAACUUACCGAUACAGAAUGGAACUUUUUCCUCCGGGGCUCUGCUGGCUUAGAUAAGCAACGCCCUGCUAAGCCCGAUGUUCCAUGGCUCGAAGACACCACAUGGUUUAUGUGUUGUGACUUAGAGGAAACACUCCCGUGUUUUCAAGGAAUUCAGAAUGACAUACUGUCCACACACAUUUUCAUUAAAUUAGAGCAAACUGAAGAAGAAAAAAAGGAAGGCACAAUGAAAGCUUCCUGGGACACAAGACUGAGCAUGUUUCAGAAAUUAAUUAUUGUGAAAAGCUUUAUGGAAGAAAAGGUGGUCUCUGCACUUACUGAGUUUGUAAUAGAGAACCUUGGAAAACAAUUCAUAGAGAAUCCCCCAGUUGACUUGGGAACUCUUUAUCAAGACAUGUCCUCUUCAACGCCUCUGGUGUUUAUCCUAAGCACAGGCUCUGACCCCAUGGGAGCUUUCCAGAGGUUCGCAAAAGAGCGAGGAUAUUCAGAACGAGUACGGUCAAUUUCACUAGGGCAAGGGCAAGGACCUAUUGCAGAAAAGCUGAUAAAGGAUGCAAUGAAAACAGGAAAUUGGGUUUUUCUGCAAAACUGUCAUCUAGCAGUUUCAUGGAUGUUAGCUAUGGAGGAGCUUAUAAAAAGCUUUACCGAGCCAAAUGUUUCUAUUCAGGAGAGCUUUCGACUCUAUUUAAGUUCCAUGCCUAGUGAAACCUUUCCUGUCACUGUCCUUCAGAACUCUGUCAAGGUAACCAAUGAGCCUCCAAAAGGUCUUCGUGCAAACAUCAGGCGAGCAUUCACAGAGAUGACGACUACGUUUUUUGAAGACAAUAUCCUUGGCAUAAAUUGGAGGAAAAUGAUUUUUGGCAUUUGCUUCUUCCAUGCUAUCGUUCAGGGUGAAAUUACUUACGGAGGGCGAGUUACAGACACCUGGGAUCAGAGAUGCCUGCGUACAGUCUUAAAGAGGUUUUUUGCUCCUGAAACAUUAGAAUAUGAUUACAAAUAUUCCGAGUCAGGUAUAUAUUUUGCCCCUAUGGCUGAUAGUUUGCAAGAUUAUAAAGACUAUAUUGAAAAUUUUCCUUUGAUCGACGACCCAGAAAUAUUUGGAAUGCAUGAGAACGCCAAUUUGGCUUUCCAGCGUAAAGAGACUAGCACUUUAAUCACGACAAUACUUGAGGUUCAGCCAAGAUCAACUGCACAAGGAUCAGGAAAAAGCAAUGAUGAAAUUGUUCAAGAGCUUGCUAGCACUAUCUUGACAAAACUAUCUGGAAAACUGGAUAUAGACACUGCUUCAGAAAGCCUUUUUGUCAAGGAUGACAAAGGACGUGUGGACUCUUUAACUACUGUACUUGGACAAGAAGUGGAUCGGUUCAACAAUCUGCUCGACUUGUUAAGAAGCUCUUUAGAAACCCUCAACAAAGCUAUUGCUGGUUUUGUGGUGAUGUCGGAAGAGAUGGAGAAAGUAUACAACAGUUUUCUUAACAACCAAGUUCCCACACUCUGGGCCAAUGCAGCAUACCCUUCUCUGAAGCCAUUAGGAGGAUGGGUAAAAGACCUUGUACUAAGGACAACCUUUGUAGAUUCCUGGCUCAGAAGGGGUCAACCGAAGUCGUUCUGGAUCUCUGGUUUCUUUUUUCCACAAGGAUUCCUGACAGGCACUCUUCAAAAUCAUGCUCGGAAAUAUAACUUACCAAUAGAUGAGCUUAGUUUCAGCUAUAAUGUCAUCCCUGUUUAUCGAGAUCAAGCACAAGUUACAGAAGCAUUAAAAGUGUGCCAAUUUGGACAAGAAUUACCUAUGGAUAUGCAGUUACCCUCUCCAGAAGAUGGUGUAUUGGUACAUGGUAUGUUCAUGGAUGCCAGUCGUUGGGAUGAUGAAGAGAUGGUUAUAGAAGAUGCCUUACCUAGGCAAAUGAAUCCAAUGUUGCCAGUGGUGCAUUUUGAGCCCCAUCGAAAUUAUGAACCAAAUCCAUCUUUGUAUCAAUCACCACUUUAUAAAACUGGAGCCAGAGCUGGGACACUCUCCACCACAGGUCAUUCUACCAAUUUUGUGGUAACAGUCUUAUUACCCUCCAAAAGACCAAGUGACUACUGGAUAUCGAAAGGAUCGGCCUUGCUCUGCCAGCUGAAUGAGUAA